This is a messenger RNA of Zymoseptoria tritici IPO323, 437 nucleotides long. RefSeq lists its product as uncharacterized. The transcript has a single exon. The record is from RefSeq and is a predicted model, not a curated record. Lineage: Eukaryota; Fungi; Ascomycota; Dothideomycetes; Mycosphaerellales; Mycosphaerellaceae. The coding region runs from base 19 to 243 and encodes 74 amino acids.
UCCUCAUAAUCCAAGCCGAUGGCUCCACUCAACCUGCGCAGAACCGAGCCACUCAAGGCCGCUUCCGCGCUUUCAAGUCUCUUCCAAGUGCUGUGCCCACAACGAAGUCUGGGACGUUCGCAGAGUUUCUCAGGAGUCGAACAUCACCAAGUACAGCGAUCGAUAACCAUGAUGUCGAGACGUCCGCAAAUUGUGGCAUCGCAGACUAGCUGUCAUCAAUCUCUCUGGGCGAGGAAGGUGUGAAGAGUGAAAGUGUUCUCGUAGCGACUCCCUCGACAGCCACGCCUGCCCACCGCCAGGUCCGACCUUUGGAGCCACUCUCAUCCUUGAAACCUCACAUUCAGCGAUACAUAUCACUCACAAGCCCUCACACGGCAGCAUCAUAAUAUCACUCACUCUACCAGACACUCAUUCUGCAGAUCUCACUAUGGACUACU